Messenger RNA from Prinia subflava (tawny-flanked prinia), 2848 nucleotides. RefSeq names its product arginine and glutamate rich 1 (gene ARGLU1). Gene Ontology annotation, molecular function: cadherin binding. The record is from RefSeq and is a predicted model, not a curated record. The transcript has 4 exons. Gene Ontology annotation, cellular component: nucleoplasm; mitochondrion. NCBI's taxonomy places the organism in Eukaryota, Metazoa, Chordata, Aves, Passeriformes, Cisticolidae. Bases 1287 to 2117 code for a protein of 276 amino acids.
UGAAGGAGCUGAAAUUGUGGCUCAAAGUGAAGAAUGAGAUUAACUACCUAUAGAUUGCACCAGUUUACUGAAAUAAAGAAUAACACCAGUUCCAAAUUUUUUGAUAGCACAAGCGGCUAACAAUUACAUGGCAGAACUGGGAUAAAAACAUCCUACACAGAUGCCUACAAGAACCGGAAUUCAUACUCUGCCUGACCUGGAUACCACUGAGUUCAUACUCUGCUAUACACCUGGAGCUAACAAUGGACCGUAACUUCUACAGGUAAAUAAAUACAUUUAAACACGACCAGGACAGCCCUUCCAUGUGCCACACCGGAGACAAACUACAGAAUGACUCCUGGCACCCCGGGCAUCUCAUCGGCCAGACUGACACAGCUGGAUUGACAUCCCCUCAGCUGGGUCGACGCUGGAAUCAAGACUGAUAACCUCUUUUUCAUCUUUGUUUCUUUAAUUCAUCUUUCCCUUUUUAAUUACUCUCUUCUCUUUCACCCUGCCCCUUUAUCCAAAACCCACUGCCGUGUGCUUAUACAGCAGGUCAGGGACUAAUGUAUUCAUUUCUUUGCCAAGUGUGUAAUGCAUUUGAUAAAACUUUCCGCUUUUUUGCGACCCCUCUGACUUUUGUCGUUCCUUUCAUACAACGAACAUUUACGAAUCUCGGGUGAUUCUUUUCCUUUAACAGUGGGUCUUCACAGGGACGCCAACAGAGGAUUCAGAAAUUCUUUUUCACCAUUUAGUGGGGGCUCUAAGUGUUUGUUCGCAGCUUCCGUAAUCUGAAGUGAUAAUUCCCUCUCUUCCCCGUACCAAAACAAAAUAAAAAGAAAAUAACCAAGCUUUGAGAGAACUUUCAGUAAAAGGAAACACAGCAGCUCUCUCUGAGGCGACUCCUCGGCCGGCGCGCUCUCCGCCGCCGAGGGGCCCGCUCCGAGCGGCGCUCGCCAUUGGCUGCCGAACAUUGCCGAGUACUGUCGUGCUACUCCGGCGCGGCGCCGGAGGCGGCGGGGAGGGGAGCGACCGGCUCGAGCACGGCGCGGUGCAUUGUGGGGCGGGAGAGGAGAGUCACUGCUCAGGCAGGGCCGCCAUCUUGGCUGCGUCCGGACUCGCUCCCGCUCCCGGGGCCUGUUCCUUUUCCUCGCAGCGCAAAGCGGUGGAAAGGGAGAAGACGAAGGGCCCGCCCGGGCGGUGCUGAUGCGCGCAGAACCUCCUCGCACCUCUCCCGGGCGCCGCUAGCAAAGGGGGCGGGGGUGGUCGAGCGGUCGCCGGCGCGGCCUCUCCUCUGCUCUGUCGGGAUGGGUCGGUCCCGCAGCCGGAGCUCGUCCCGCUCCAAGCACACCAAGAGCUCCAAGCACAACAAGAAGAACCGGAGCCGAUCGCGGUCCCGCUCCCGAGAAAAGGAGCGGGCAAGAAAGCGCUCCAAGUCCCGGGAGAGCAAGCGGAACCGACGCCGGGAGUCUCGGUCCCGCUCGCGGUCUAACACGGCCCCCUCCUCCCGGCGCGACCGGGACCGGGACCGCGACCGCGCCUCCUCCCCCCCCGACCGUAUCGAUAUCUUCGGGCGCACGGUGAGCAAGCGCAGCAGCCUGGACGAGAAACAGAAGCGGGAGGAGGAGGAGAAAAAAGCGGAGUUCGAGCGGCAGCGGAAAAUUCGUCAACAAGAAAUUGAAGAGAAACUCAUAGAAGAAGAAACUGCUCGAAGGGUGGAAGAACUUGUAGCUAAACGCGUAGAAGAAGAGUUGGAGAAAAGAAAGGAUGAGAUUGAGCGAGAGGUUCUCCGCAGGGUGGAGGAGGCUAAGCGCAUCAUGGAAAAACAGUUGCUCGAAGAGCUCGAGCGACAGCGACAAGCUGAACUUGCAGCACAAAAAGCCAGAGAGGAAGAAGAGCGUGCAAAGCGUGAGGAACUAGAGCGAAUACUAGAAGAGAAUAAUCGAAAAAUUGCAGAAGCACAAGCUAAACUGGCUGAAGAACAAUUGAAAAUUGUUGAAGAACAAAGAAAGAUUCAUGAGGAGAGGAUGAAACUAGAACAAGAGAGACAGCGUCAGCAAAAGGAAGAGCAAAAAAUUAUCCUGGGCAAAGGAAAGUCUAGGCCAAAACUGUCCUUCUCCCUAAAAAGCCAGGAUUAAAUUUCAACUCUGAACUCUUAAAAGAAAAAAAGAAGCAAACAAAAAACAACAAAAAAGGAAAACAAAAAAAACCUUUGUAUGGUAGCUUCAUGUUGAAGUGUUUUUUUGUUUUUUUUUUCUUUCUCUCAAGUUUUUUUGGUUUUUUUUUUGGUUUUUUUGGUUUUUUUGUCUUUUUUGAAAGUUGGAAAGUUAGCUUGUUCUAAUAGGGGCUGUGCUCUGCAAUUCUUAUUUUUUUAAAACUUCCAUUAAGUUAAACCCUUAUCAGAUCAUCAUUGCCUUUUAGAGGGUAAUCUGUUUUCAUCAAUUUUGUUUCCAUACUGGUGGUCUGAAGCAACUCGUGUCACUUUAUGAACUGUGGAUGAUCUGAUAAGGUUUUACUGACCUACUCAUCAGAGUUUGACUCUGAUAAUUGACAGAACUUUAUACUGGGUAUUGCUGACUUUUAAUGUUUUUAUUUUAAAGUCAGUAAAUACAUGAGUAAAUUGCCAUAGUAUUACUGGACCUCUGUGGUUUAUUGUUAAAUCAGUGUCCUAUGAUACUGUCCCGUUGUUGCGCUUGAUGUUCCUGAUACAGGUAAGGAAAUAGUUUGUCAUUUCUGCUAUGAAUACAUAGAGAGAAUUCAGUAUUGUCUCUGUUAGAUUUGUUUUUAUUACAUUGACAGCAUUCAACCAGCGUUCCCCAUUGUGUAAAUAAACCAAUUUGCUGAAUAAAGUGAAAGUCUUAAAUUCGUA